GGUAGUCCUGAGGUGUUAGUGAUGGAGGGGGAGUCAGGUUUUUCUGCUCACACUCCUCCAUCCAUGAGUGCGGAAUCUCGUUUCUUCUGUAGUGCUGAGGGAGGCCGACGAUACGGACUAUCUACAAACCAGUUAAAAGAUUCAAAAGUAAAGUUAGUUUCCCGUAGCUAGACCAAUUUAUACAGAGGACUGCGAUUCAAGUAAAAGCGCUGUUUAUCCUUUAGGUUAGUUUUGACUCUCAGAGGACUGACGACCGAAGUAGCGACUGGGGUAAAAGUUUUCCCCUCUACCUUCUUGUCGCACGAGCGCAAACAAAAACCGCACGGGUGGGAUUUUCAGAAGAAAAACAGGUCUAAAAUCGGCUUGUUGGCGUUAUUAGUGAGUCUUAAACGUUAUGUUACUUAAAGAAAUCAUCUUCACGCGAUCUUUAGGACGAGCACGCGUCUCGAUACGCUGAAUAUUUUCACUGAUUUCAAACGAUUAUCAGGCGAGUCGAAGGAAAAACUGAGCAACACUCGUGUGGUUUAAUGAGAACCAAAAAGGCUAAACUUACAACAGAGGAAGAAAUGUGGAGUUUCGUCCAUUGACUAUUUUUGGGAGACUGUAUUUUGAACUUCUGAAUCUGAUCUGGGAUUGACUCUUUUCAGAAAGGAUUUGCUUCAGAAAGAAAAAGUGCUGAUGUCCUAGCUGUUUUUAUGGAGAGCUGGGCUGGAUGCAGAGUUCAGAUGUAGAGAAUCCUUCAUGAUGAUGAUGAUGAUGAUGAAGACCAUGUUGCUGCUGAUCUCAGUACUCCUAACUCAGGCUCUUCAGUCCCAGGGCAGACCAGCCACCCAAGAGGAGAUGGUAGCCCUGAUUGAGCCCACGCCGUUCACUCUGUAUCCAGGGGAUAAAUUGGAGCUGAUCUGUAAAGAUAAAGAGGAGACACAGGAAGUGACUUGGACUAAGGACCAUGUUCCACUGGUUGACGGAGAGCACACCCGUCUGCGCAACGAUCAGAUGGAGAUUGAAUCAGUAGAGCCGGCCGACUCUGGUCUGUAUGCUUGCUUUGCUCAGGGACCCAACAGCAACCAUACAGAUUACUUCAAUGUCAACGUCACUGAUGGAUUGAUUUCCUCAGAAGAUGAUGAUGAAGAUGAGUCUUCCUCAGAGGAGGCCAAGCUAUCAAGUGACCAGAAGCUGCUUCCAAUGGCACCUGUCUGGGCUCAACCUGAUAAGAUGGAGAAGAAGCUCCACGCGGUUCCCGCCAGCAAAACUGUCAAGUUCCGUUGCCAGGCCAACGGUAACCCUACACCAACACUCAAGUGGCUCAAGAAUGGCAAAGAGUUUAAGAGAGACCAGCGAAUAGGAGGAUUCAAGGUUCGAGAACACAUGUGGACCAUCAUAAUGGAGUCGGUGGUACCGUCAGACAAAGGAAACUACACCUGCCUGGUGGAAAAUAAAUACGGCAGCAUCAAUCACACCUACCAGCUGGACGUAGUCGAGCGUUCACCACACAGGCCGAUCCUUCAGGCCGGGUUGCCUGCUAACCGUACAGUAGUGGUGGGUAGUGACGUGGAGUUUGAGUGUAAAGUCUUCAGCGAUCCUCAGCCACACAUCCAGUGGCUGAAACACAUCGAGGUGAACGGCAGCAGAGUCGGCCCUGACGGACUGCCGUACGUUCGGAUCUUGAAGCACUCUGGGGUCAACAGCUCCAACACACAGGUCUUGACGCUGUACAACGUGACAGAAGAAGAAAGUGGGGAGUAUAUAUGUAAAGUGGCCAAUUAUAUAGGCCAAGCCAACCAAUCAGCAUGGCUCACCGUCGUUAAACACUCGCAAGCCAUUCCUCCAACUCAACUGCCAAACCAGACGUACCUGGAGGUGCUGAUCUACUGCGUGGGCUUCUUCCUUAUCUGUGUGAUGGUGGUGACCGCAGUGCUGGCCAAAAUGCACAGCUCAGCCAAGAAAAGUGACUUCAACAGCCAGCUGGCUGUCCACAAGCUGGCCAAGAGCAUCCCCCUGCGCAGACAGGUAACAGUGUCUGUGGACUCCAGCUCAUCGAUGCACUCUGGUGGGAUGCUGGUCCGCCCCUCCCGUCUGUCCUCCAGUGGCUCCCCUAUGCUCUCAGGGGUCUCCGAAUAUGAACUGCCCCAGGACCCACGCUGGGAGGUACACAGAGACAGGCUGGUUCUUGGGAAGCCGCUUGGAGAGGGCUGCUUUGGGCAGGUGAUGAUGGCCGAGGCUAUGGGGAUGGAUAAAGACAAACCCAGUCGUGUCACCAAAGUGGCUGUCAAGAUGCUCAAAUCCGACGCCACAGAGAAGGACCUGUCAGACCUCAUCUCCGAGAUGGAAAUGAUGAAGAUUAUUGGCAAACACAAGAACAUCAUCAACUUGCUGGGGGCCUGCACACAAGAUGGUCCGCUCUACGUCAUUGUGGAGUUUGCUGCAAAGGGGAAUCUGAGAGAGUAUCUGCGUGUACGCCGUCCACCUGGGAUGGAGUACUGCUACAACCCCGACCAGGUGCCCGUGGAGAACAUGUCAAUCAAAGACCUGAUCUCCUGCGCCUACCAGGUGGCUCGUGGCAUGGAGUACCUUGCAUCCAAGAAGUGCAUUCAUAGAGAUUUGGCUGCCCGUAAUGUCCUGGUAACUGAAGAUAACGUUAUGAAGAUAGCAGACUUCGGCCUGGCCAGAGACAUCCAUCAUAUUGAUUACUACAAGAAGACCACCAAUGGCCGUUUACCAGUGAAGUGGAUGGCGCCUGAAGCUCUGUUCGACCGCAUUUACACCCAUCAGAGUGACGUGUGGUCUUUUGGGGUGUUGCUGUGGGAGAUCUUUACUCUUGGUGGCUCACCGUACCCAGGUGUUCCUGUCGAGGAACUCUUUAAACUGCUAAAGGAAGGCCACCGCAUGGACCGGCCCUCCACAUGUACCCAUGAACUGUAUAUGAUGAUGAGAGAUUGCUGGCAUGCCGUUCCAUCUCAGAGACCCACUUUCAAGCAGCUGGUGGAAGAUCUAGACCGCACCCUCUCUAUGACGUCCAAUCAGGAGUAUCUGGACCUGUCUGUGUCUCUGGACCAGUUUUCUCCAAAUUUCCCAGACACCCGCAGCUCUACCUGCUCCUCAGGUGAAGACUCUGUGUUCUCUCAUGACCCCGGUGCUGAUGAGCCCUGCCUGCCCAAACUCCCCCCACAUCCCAACCGUGGAGUGGCGUUUAAAAAGCGCUGAGCUCCCUCACCUUCCACCAGUCACUCUUCAGUGUGCGGCUGGCUGGACUCAACUCAUGAACUCAUGGAGACAAUGCUUUGCCACACAGCACACUACAGAGCUGAAGCGCUUGGGAUGGACAUCACAUAAUGAUAACGGCUUGUUUCACACAGCUGGAAGAGAACAAACCAGCCGUUCACUGACCCCUUUACCUGUUGUUGCUAUAAAGCUAUAGGGCACUUGAGCAGAAAGUGGUACGUGUGUGUUUCUCAAGACUUUUCAAUAGGAAAUAUCCACCUCUGUCAUCUGUGUUAGAGAAAGCCUCGCCAUCGUUGUGUGCGGGACAGAUCGAUGGAUGUUGGGAGUGUUUAUAUUUUCUGUCGGUGUUAAACAUGCCUCCGAGACCAAAUUCUUAAGAAAAUGUAUUUCACUAAAUGGUCUGCCCGAAUGUAUUUUAACGACGGGCACUCCGUUUAUCUGACUGACGGCUUUAACUGUAAAUACAUCUAGAAAUGUAUAAAUAUGAAUAUAUAUUUACACUCUACCCUUAUUUUUAUUACACUAUUUGAAUUCUGUUGCUUUUUUUGUACCAGGAUGCGUUUAUGUAGAACUUUUUGAAGUGUAGCUUUUGUGAAAGCGCGGCGAUGAGAGUUGUAGAUGAAAUUAUAUUAUUAAGAGCUGAUAGAUGGCCAGUUUUGUUACUUAAUGUUGUUGUCCUGUAUCGUUGAUGCAGCGAGUGCUGCUCUCUUCCUGAUGGUACUCAGUACAGAGUCAGACUUAAGCUAUAUAAAUAUAUGUAUUUGAAAAGGUUCUUAUGGUUUUCCUCUUCAUGUCUUAAGCGAGUCCGAUUUGAUGCGUUUCAUAAUGAUCACAGGAAAAAAGGAAAUUCUCAAUGAAUUAGAUCUCGUCCAAAACAGAGAAUGUUCCGCUCCAUGUAAUGAAACGACCAUACGUUAAAAUCAAGUGGGUAACACAUAUGUUACUCUUUAAGAAUUACAUCCAAUAAAGGCUGUUGACGAAUGAAUCUCACAACCUUUCGUGCCGCAUAAAGAACCUUGUAAACAUCACUCUCGCUGACGAGUUUACAACAUAAAUUGUGUUUACAGUGAAAUUGACUGCAGGUUAGUAGGGGUGAUUAAAUAUUAUAAUGCGUAGCUAACAGUGUAAAUGCCGUCUCCUGCUGAAAGCCGAGAGUAACCGUUAGCUCCUUAUUUAUAGCGGUGUGAAUGACCCUUCUUAGCGAGGUGCUGCGCUACAAAUGCAUCAGACGGCAGACACUGUUUCCAGUGACGACUGGCUCCCUGCCAGCGGCUGAUGCAUCACUACACGUACUUAGAGACGCAAACUUGCUUCGGCCAAGUGAACCCUGUUCCCGCUACCAGCUCACGCUCCAAAAAUACCAGCCUUGAUUUAUACGCUUGAAGAAUACGGUUGAAGGUUGCAGAGUAUACAGCAGUUUAAAUUCAACAUUGUUUGUCAUGUUUAUGAGACGGCUGCAGUAAAUUUUAAUUUGUGGAACAUUGCUUUGUUCUGAGAGAGACAACGCGGGUCAACAGAUAUGGACUUUUGAAACACUGGUUGUAAGUCUGUUUUUUCCCAAAGGCAUGCAUUCCGAUUGGGAUUGUCGCUUUGCCGUUUAGUUGACAUCAAAUUUCUAGCUCAAAAUGCAUCAAUAAAUGUAUCAGCUUUUGUUAAAUAUGCAACGGCUUGUGUUGAAUUCUUAUUCUGAGUUGAAAUUGAAUGCCUUAAAAUGAAAGUUUUUGUCAUGGAAAACAGAAGGAGCUGUUAGGCACAAUGAUGUUGCUGUUUUUCAUAUAGUGAAAGUGAAUGGUGACCAGAGGCAUAUUUCACUAGCUGUGCAUAAGCUGCGAUGUACUGCAAAUAUUUUUGCAUUGCACCAUUAAACUUAAUUGAAACGUUACUCUACAUAUAAACUAAAUAUUCACAGAAGCCUUCGACCAGGAGUAAUGGUUGGAAUAAGAGAGCAGAUUGAUUUAUUGCAUUAAUUGACAAAUUCUUUAGACAUAUGUGAUGAUGUUGACAUUUACACUUUAAUAGAGAAAACAUUGUGAAUUGUUCAACACAAACCCGAUCUAAACAGAACAUUUUUGUGUGCAUCCUCCAUAUGCUUGCCGAAUAAAAUCAUAAAUAAAUGUCAUUUCUUGUU
Megalobrama amblycephala (Wuchang bream) is the source of this 5350-nucleotide messenger RNA. Its product is annotated as fibroblast growth factor receptor 1-A. The record is from RefSeq and is a predicted model, not a curated record. Gene Ontology annotation, biological process: multicellular organism development; positive regulation of kinase activity; fibroblast growth factor receptor signaling pathway. The coding region runs from base 742 to 3204 and encodes 820 amino acids. The transcript is spliced from 18 exons. Gene Ontology annotation, cellular component: signaling receptor complex; membrane. Gene Ontology annotation, molecular function: fibroblast growth factor receptor activity; ATP binding; fibroblast growth factor binding. Lineage: Eukaryota; Metazoa; Chordata; Actinopteri; Cypriniformes; Xenocyprididae.